Oreochromis aureus is the source of this 2062-nucleotide messenger RNA. It is a transcript of the gene chtf8, whose product is annotated as CTF8, chromosome transmission fidelity factor 8 homolog (S. cerevisiae). Gene Ontology annotation, biological process: mitotic sister chromatid cohesion. Gene Ontology annotation, cellular component: Ctf18 RFC-like complex. The transcript has 3 exons. The record is from RefSeq and is a predicted model, not a curated record. NCBI's taxonomy places the organism in Eukaryota, Metazoa, Chordata, Actinopteri, Cichliformes, Cichlidae. Bases 279 to 689 code for a protein of 136 amino acids.
UUCUUUGUGGAAUGGGAAUCUCCCAUCAUGUGCUGUAGAUUACAUUCUGGAGUCUUGUUACAUCACUUCAGUUCAGUGGGUGGCGGUAAUACACCUGGUUGUUGGUGUCCGCCGAACCGCCGAAGAAGAAGAAGACGACGAAGAAGAAACGCUCACAGUGGGCGGGAAAUACUGUCGGAAUACGAACCGAGUAAAGAGUGCUGGUUUGUGAGUGCAGCAGAAGCGCUGCAUCGGUAGCAAAUUAAUUAGUGUUAUUGCUAAUCGUUAUUGACCGGAGGAUGGUUCAAAUAAUGAUCAGAGGCAGCCCGGAUGGCAGCAGUCCCCCCGAAUGGCUGGUGGUGGAAUUACAGGGGGAGAUGGUGUCUAGACACAACUCUGGUCUGGCAGGAAAUGUGAUGGGAGAUCUACUGUAUACCAAAGAGGGGGUGCCAGUGCUGAUUGUAGGACAUCACAUUAUCUACGGGAAGCAGGUCAAACUGGAGAAACCCUUUGCUGUUCUCACCAAGCACUCGGGCCAUUCACAGGGCAGUCACAACAGUAACAACGAUGACAUAACGCAGGAAGCAAUGGAAACAGACCAACAAGGCUCUGCUUCCACAUCUUAUUCUGUGUCUGCACUCAUUAAAACAAAACUGAUUUUUAAGAUCCGCCCCAAACCUAUCAUCACUAAUGUACCCAAGAAGGUGUAGCAGGACUAGAUUUCAUUGCUGGGACAGAGUCCCUGUCUGACUUGUCUUAUUCUAAGAAGUAUUUAUACUGUGAUGGUUUCUGAUCUGAAUGUUGUUGAAGGCAGUUUUUGCUACUUGCUACAAAACCUCAAGCUUACGGCUGGCUUGAGUAAAGCAAAAUAAGAUAUCAAUGGGUUUGUCACUACCUGACUUUCUGUCCAAAUUUAAGAAAAACAAAUGAAAAUUCUCAUUUCCUUUUUACUAUAGGAAAGACGGUAUAGGCAGGGCGGACUGAUGGACAGGUGAAGCAUGUCUGAAGGCAAAAAUUACAUUUAUUAUACAUAAUAACUGAUGCGGUGCCUCACAGCAAGAAGGUUUUCUCUUCCUCCCGCAGGAUGAAGGCCUGCAGUCAGUGGGUCUUGUCCUGUCCGUAUUUCCUUUCCUGGGUGUACCCCGCCUGUGGUAGCUGGGAUAGGCUUUAAACCUGUGACCCUGAUAAGGAUAAGUGAAAGAGAUGUUUGUAACAGCAGUUUUUAUGUGCAGUCAUGAAUAUAUAUAUUAUAAAGAAAUACUGGUGCAGACAAACUUUUUAGGUCCUUUGAACCAGAAAUUAGACGUACUUUCACUUUGUGUUUUACAUUUAUUUUUGGUAAAAUAGAUUUAAUUAAAAUGGAUUCAUCGAGAUAAAAAACAGAUGACGCUCAUUGUUUUGUGGUUUGAGUUCGCUUUUCCACUCUGGAGGGAAAGGGCACUGCAAAUCAAUACGCAUUUGUUCGGAGUAACUCAUUUUUCUGCUAAAGAAACAUUUUGAUCAUUCCAGAGAUUUGGGAAAUCUGCCAGUGCACACUGAAUUUGUUCUAGCAUCACAUAGUGGCCCAGAGUCUGAGAGCGUUUUGAAUAAUUCUGAGUGUCUGCUUGUCUCAGAUCUAAUUUAAUAAUUGAAUCAUUGUUCCCAUCUUUUGGUGAAGUGUUUUUAAUUAAAUAGAAACCAAAUGUUUGCAGGUACAUGAUGAUGUUGUGAUUGGACUGGUACUUGGCAUUGGCACUAGCAUCUUCGUAUUCAAGUUGAGCACACAUUCACCCAGUUAUCCAGGACUUUGUUUUUUUAAGCACACACACACUCUCACAGAUGCCGUGGAUUUGGGUUCAGUAUAUUCCCCAAAGAUACAUGCACACUGGAGGUCACUGAGCUAUCUUCUCAUCCCUUCUGUGUUUCUUUACUGUCUUUGGAUUGAUGCAGCAGUUGUAAUGUAACAAAUUCAAGUGUAGAUGAUGAAAUUGAAUGAUGUUAAAACUGAAUAAAUGUGAUGUUUGAAACAAAUACAGUUUAAAAUAAAGGUUUAUGGGCAGUUUAAGAGUAUGUACAUGAAUAAAUUCAAUAUGUAAUACUGUAA